UUUUUCUGUUAAACAUGGCGGAUUUGUAGCAGAUGUGUACGCGAUUUUAUCACAGUGAAGACACUGGAAGGCACGAAGCUGCCUAGACAAAGCAGUUUUAUAUAGCAUUUGAUACAAUUUUUUUGUGUGCAAGUUAUUCGAAAUUAUUAUUUUGCGAUCCGAAUAAAUCCUAAUCUUGUUUGUGAGUGAAACACGAGUUUCGAUAAACGGUUCUAACCAAAUUCUAACCAAAGUGUGCACCACCAUGACUCACGCGAUGUGUCAUUCAUUGUUUUGAAAUCGCUUUCAAGAUGUGUCCAGGUCCAGGUAAUGUCCAAAAAUUGUAGCCGGUCACAAAUCUCGAGUGCAAGCGAUAACAGCCGAAUAUGGCGGUGGAAUUGUGGAAGUGUCUUUUGGUAGUUAUCAUCAUAAAUUCAGUUACGUCUGAAAGAAUAAAGGAUAUGAUAUACAUGCCUUUGGAGGGUGUAGCUGCAUGUUUCCGAAGACAUAAUGGCACACAUCAGUUUGGAUGUUCCUCUAGCAGAUCAGGAAGUGUAGGGAUAAUACAUUUAGUGGAUGUGGACAGCGAUAUUGCUUGGAUAGAGACAAACUCCACUGCGGGUCCAUACACUGUGGUCCUUCCAUUUGCUAUGUUCAACAGACGCACGCUUGUGAGACUCAGGAAUACAAAUAACAUAAAUGGAGUACUACUGACAAAGAAUAUCAGCCAUGAACGUCCAUGGCAAUAUUCGCCAGAGGACCAGUGCCCGAAUCGAUAUUCCGGUUAUAAAAAGUGCGACGUCAUGAAUCCAUGGAACCCCUUUGGAUCAGCGUUACUCAUGGAAGAUUGGUCAUUUCCCAUGUUUUACACAGAGAACCAGACAGUCCUGGAGGCAAUAAAGUCUUGCUUCUGGACGCACAACGCGCACGAUCUUGAAACGCAGUAUCAGAGAUCUCUUUGCGCGAUAGAAAUGAAGUCGUUCAUGUAUGCCGCCAUCAAUUCGGAAUCAUGCAUAAAGCGUUCGGAUUUCAUGCUGAAUUUCAAUCCAACGCAGUUUUGCGAUCCGCUGGGAGAUAGAAACAUACAUUGGCCCCUGGCGCCUCUCGACGAGAAUAACAAUACGGUGAUAAUGGUAACAGCGCGCUUGGACGCGUCCUCGUUGUUCGACGGUGUGUCGCCCGGUGCAGGUAAUGCUGUAACAGGACUGGUCACGUUGCUCGCCACUGCAUACUAUCUGAAUUUCUUAAACGCCACCGUCGAUAAGACAAACGUGGUGUUUUCCCUGUUGAACGGCGAGGCGUUCGAUUACAUAGGCUCCAGUCGUAUGGUGUACGACUUGAAGAAGAACAACUUUAACGCCCUCGGUGGAGUCACUCUGAAAUUCGACGAUAUCCAGAGUGUGAUCGAAUUUGGCCAGUUGGGCAAGGGAGAGAUAUUUCUUCACAGCAAUGGCAAAGACGACACGAUAAACCGUCUGCGGGACGCGUUGAAUGCGUCGGUCAUAGAUGGUAGCAUUCCACCUACGUCCGUGCAGAGUUUCCUGGAGACGAAACCGAAUCUGACGACUGUUGUUAUAAGCAAUCACGGGAAACAGUUUAAGAACCGAUAUUACAAUGGUAUCUUGGACGAUGCGGAGAGUCUCGAUUUUGAUAAAAACGAUACUAGCACGCUUGCAUCAGAUUUAGCGAAAAUUGCUCUUCAGGUUGCUAAUGAGCUUUACCGGGCGGUGACGGGCGAGGCGCCGCAGCCCCAGCCUGCCGAUCUACCGAUACCCAUGGAGAAGCUUAUCGCGGAUAUGUUAUAUUGCUACCUAGAGAGUGCCAAGUGCACUCUGUUUCGCGCGGCUUCGGCGCCUAACGCUAAGUUGGUCGAUCAGGUAUUACCGUUAUACGUCGGUGUACACAGGGCGCUUAACAUCGCGACGACUCUAACGGGCCAGCUUUUAGCCUAUUUAACCGGUGAAAAGCUCUACGAGAUGAACGAGUCAACGUGUCACGAAAAUCGGCUCGCUUGGAUGGGCGGUCAGAACUUUUCAGGGUUGUGCAUCAAUUCAACCGUCAAUUACAGUACAGCCGUGAGUCCUGCAUUUAUUAUUGAUGGAUACGACAUGAAAUCAGGCGUUUACUCGACCUGGACGGAAUCCAUAUGGCAAACAUUAAGCGUUAGAAUGUUUCUCAAACCGGCAGCAGCAACGGAACGUUUCAGUUUGAUUCUGGGUUGCUCAGUCGCCGGUUUCUCGUUUGUAUUGGUGUGGUUUAUCAAUAGUCGGGCAGACGUGUUAUUUAAUUCGAGAAGAACCGUUGAUUGCUAGGGAUACGCUGCGGACCACAUAUCAAUGAGCAGGUUAGAUAAUCAUCGAGAAGAUCGAGAUGUUCCCGUAACUAGCCUUUAACCGUAUGUGUGGGACGCCCUCGGACGAUUUUUUAUAACGCGAAAAAUAUCCGGAUGUGUCAUGUCGUCAUUUUUAGGAUUAUAUUAUUUAUCGUCAUCGUUUCAUCUGCAGUGUUCAACUGAAAAAAAUUACGGAUGCAUCUUUGAUACUCAAUGCAAAGGUGAAUCACUUUCUUCUACUUUUUCUCUAUGAUAUAUAUGUAUCUAUCUAUAUUAUUAAUUAUUUAUGAAGUUAUAUGUUAUUAUAUGUAUAUGAGAAAAGACAUUGGACGAUUGAAAUGGAAAGCUCGAUCAGUUCAACAGCUUGGUAUUGUAUACGCGUGUAUAUAAAUGAAUGAAUGUGUAUGUAUGUACAAGUUAGCCGCACUGGUAAGACUUGAAAUAAAAAUUAUAUAGAAGAGCGCAUAGUUAAUUUUUAAUAGGGAUACAAAUUUGUUAUUCAUGUAACAUUAAAAAAAUCGAAAAUACGAAUUAUAAGUCGAUAAUGGAAGA
This is a messenger RNA of Solenopsis invicta (red fire ant), 2863 nucleotides long. RefSeq names its product nicastrin (gene Nct). Gene Ontology annotation, cellular component: membrane. Lineage: Eukaryota; Metazoa; Arthropoda; Insecta; Hymenoptera; Formicidae. The coding region runs from base 366 to 2291 and encodes 641 amino acids. The transcript is spliced from 8 exons. The record is from RefSeq and is a predicted model, not a curated record. Gene Ontology annotation, biological process: protein processing; Notch receptor processing.